Ictidomys tridecemlineatus (thirteen-lined ground squirrel) is the source of this 9067-nucleotide messenger RNA. RefSeq names its product chloride voltage-gated channel 5 (gene Clcn5). Gene Ontology annotation, cellular component: plasma membrane; early endosome; Golgi apparatus. The record is from RefSeq and is a predicted model, not a curated record. Lineage: Eukaryota; Metazoa; Chordata; Mammalia; Rodentia; Sciuridae. Gene Ontology annotation, molecular function: voltage-gated chloride channel activity. Gene Ontology annotation, biological process: chloride transport; transmembrane transport.
CCCGCUCCGCUCCCCCUCCUCCCUGACUGGGCUGUGUGAAUGAAGCUCUGCCGGCUACGUGGGGCGCUAGCUCAACUUAGUGUACUGGACGCCGGAGCCGCCUGAGCGCGCUGCCCACCGGCAGCGGACACAGACUCCGCAGCUCCUAACCUCGGCGACAGAGCAAAUCAGUUGCCCGGAGUUCCGAGUGAAGUUGUACGUGUGCCCAUGCGAUAACGUCAGUGGAAACUGCCCCCCCCCCAUAAAUGAGGGAAAUACAGAAGUUGGAGCACUAAAAGCCAAUUUGGGGCUUUAGCAUAUUGCAGAAACGAGGACCACAUAGCUGUUUAUCUAUCUCAGUGCCAUUCAAGUUUCCCUGCGAAACUGGGGGGCUCAGGGAAACUGAGCCUGUGACCCCAGUGUGAGAGAAGAUACGAUCAAGAUGGCCAUGUGGCAGGGAGCCAUGGAUAACAGAGGUUUUCAGCAGGGGAGUUUUAGUAGCUUCCAGAGCAGCUCCAGCGAUGAAGACUUGAUGGACAUACCAGGAACAGCUAUGGAUUUCUCCUUGAGAGAUGAUGUUCCUCCUUUAGACCGAGAAAUAGAAGGGAACAAGUCAUACAAUGGUGGAGGAAUAGGUUCUUCAAAUAGGAUCAUGGACUUCUUGGAGGAGCCAAUACCAGGUGUAGGUACCUAUGAUGAUUUCAACACAAUUGAUUGGGUGAGAGAGAAGUCUCGAGACCGGGAUAGACACCGAGAGAUCACCAAUAAAAGCAAAGAGUCAACAUGGGCCUUAAUUCACAGUGUGAGUGAUGCAUUUUCUGGCUGGUUGUUGAUGCUCCUUAUUGGACUUUUAUCAGGUUCCUUAGCUGGUCUGAUAGACAUCUCUGCUCAUUGGAUGACAGACUUAAAAGAAGGCAUAUGCACAGGAGGGUUCUGGUUUAACCAUGAACACUGUUGCUGGAACUCUGAACAUGUCACCUUUGAAGACAGAGACAAGUGUCCAGAGUGGAAUAGUUGGUCCCAACUUAUCAUCAACACAGAUGAGGGGGCCUUUGCCUACAUAGUCAAUUAUUUCAUGUAUGUCCUCUGGGCUCUCCUAUUUGCCUUCCUUGCUGUAUCUCUUGUCAAGGUGUUUGCCCCUUAUGCCUGUGGCUCUGGAAUUCCUGAGAUAAAAACUAUCUUGAGUGGUUUCAUUAUUAGGGGCUAUUUGGGUAAGUGGACCCUGGUUAUCAAAACCAUCACCUUGGUGCUGGCAGUGUCCUCUGGCUUGAGCCUGGGCAAAGAGGGCCCCCUAGUGCACGUGGCUUGCUGCUGUGGGAACAUCCUUUGCCACUGCUUCAACAAAUACAGGAAGAAUGAAGCCAAACGCAGAGAGGUCUUGUCAGCUGCAGCUGCUGCUGGUGUGUCUGUAGCUUUUGGGGCACCUAUCGGAGGAGUGUUAUUCAGUCUGGAAGAGGUCAGCUACUAUUUUCCCCUCAAAACUUUGUGGCGUUCAUUCUUUGCUGCCCUGGUGGCAGCAUUUACUCUACGCUCCAUCAAUCCGUUUGGGAACAGCCGCCUAGUUCUGUUUUAUGUGGAGUUUCACACCCCAUGGCAUCUCUUUGAGCUUGUACCAUUCAUUCUGCUGGGCAUAUUUGGUGGUCUGUGGGGAGCUCUGUUUAUCCGCACAAACAUUGCCUGGUGUCGGAAGCGUAAGACCACUCAGUUGGGCAAGUAUCCCGUCAUAGAGGUACUCAUCGUGACAGCCAUCACUGCCAUCCUGGCUUUCCCCAAUGAAUAUACCCGAAUGAGUACAAGUGAGCUCAUUUCUGAGCUGUUCAAUGACUGUGGCCUUCUGGACUCCUCCAAGCUGUGUGAUUAUGAGAACCGUUUUAACACAAGCAAGGGCGGUGAACUGCCUGACAGACCGGCUGGCGUGGGAGUCUACAGUGCCAUGUGGCAGCUGGCUUUGACACUCAUCCUGAAAAUUGUCAUUACUAUAUUCACCUUUGGCAUGAAGAUCCCUUCUGGCCUCUUUAUCCCUAGCAUGGCUGUUGGUGCUAUAGCAGGUCGGCUUUUAGGAGUAGGAAUGGAACAACUGGCUUAUUACCACCAUGACUGGACAAUCUUUAAUAGUUGGUGUAGUCAGGGAGCUGAUUGCAUCACCCCUGGUCUUUAUGCGAUGGUUGGGGCUGCUGCCUGCUUAGGGGGUGUGACUCGGAUGACUGUUUCUCUUGUUGUCAUAAUGUUUGAACUGACUGGCGGCUUGGAAUAUAUUGUGCCUCUGAUGGCUGCAGCCAUGACAAGCAAGUGGGUGGCAGAUGCACUUGGACGGGAGGGCAUUUAUGACGCCCAUAUCCGUCUCAACGGAUACCCCUUUCUUGAAGCCAAAGAAGAGUUUGCUCAUAAGACCCUGGCAAUGGAUGUGAUGAAACCCCGGAGAAAUGAUCCUUUGUUGACUGUCCUGACUCAGGACAGUAUGACUGUGGAAGAUGUAGAAACCAUAAUCAGUGAAACCACUUACAGUGGCUUCCCAGUGGUGGUGUCCCGGGAGUCUCAAAGACUUGUAGGCUUUGUCCUCCGAAGAGAUCUCAUUAUUUCAAUUGAAAAUGCUCGGAAGAAACAGGAUGGAGUUGUGAGCACUUCCAUCAUUUAUUUCACUGAGCAUUCUCCUCCAAUGCCACCAUACACUCCACCUACCCUGAAGCUUCGGAACAUCCUGGAUCUCAGCCCCUUCACUGUGACUGACCUGACACCCAUGGAGAUCGUAGUGGAUAUCUUCCGCAAGCUGGGAUUGCGACAGUGCCUGGUUACACACAAUGGGCGUUUGCUUGGAAUCAUUACCAAAAAGGAUGUGUUAAAGCAUAUAGCACAGAUGGCGAAUCAAGAUCCUGAUUCCAUUCUCUUCAACUAGAAUCAUGGGGUUGUUCUGGAUAUAAAACAGGAAGGACAUUGCAGACCAUGGAUAUAUUUUAUUAACUGGGUACCCAAAACACAUUUCCCAUAUUUGGAUGGUGAAGUCAUAUUAGUGUGUUGUCUCUUUCCUACAAGUUAACCAGUUGCACUACAUAAUCUCUGGAAAUUAAUCUUCUCUUUAGGAGAAAAUACAGUUAGGCUUCUGUGAUACUGCAUUAGGAAGAUUUCAUGAAAGAGUAAACAAGAUUGCUAUGGUUUAAUUAUAUUUGUUUUUUUAAAAAUAUUUUUUUAAUUUAAAAGUAAUCGUUAGCCAAUAUGCAAUCACUGAAAACUAUGCAAGAAAAAUUCCAACCGUCCUGACUUAUAGCCUGCAGGAAACUCAUGAAAAAGUUACUUUUGGUGGAUCUAACUGUCAUUGGUGGAAGAUGAAGUGUAAACUAAGGGGCUUUGCUUUUCAAACCACCAAAAGGAAAGCCAGAAGGAAAAUAGUAAUGGUAUUCUCUAGACUGUGAAGAUUCAGUUCAAAUGUUAUUCUUGUUCCUGUUACAAUAUUUAGCAUUAUUAGUUUGUUCUGUUUAUGUAUGUUAAUUUUAAUUUCUGAUUAUAAGACAAUGCUGCUUUAGUUAAUCUCCUCUAAAUGAAUUGAGAGAGGUUGACUUUUAUAGCUUGCUUGUUCCUGGUACUCUUUUGAAGUGCACAAAGAUAAGUUAUAGAGCUUUCUCCUUGUCUGCAAAAAAAAAAAAAAUGGUAAUUUUCCAGAUGGUAUCUGUUAGCUAGUAGACAAGGACUUUGCCAUGAAUUUGUAGCAACGAAUGAUUUCUUCCAGCUUCCUUGAAAUGAAUGAUGAGUAAAGUUCUAAGCAAAGUCAAAGACUAGGAAUUUCACAUUUUUGUGAGGUCCUAAUUGAAACCCUUACCAGAUGCCACCUCCACGAAUGAUGGUGCUUUAGGCUUCUGGAAUAUGUAAGAACAGUAAAGGGAACUAAGUCUGGACUGCAUACUGGUAAACCAGGGAAGAUUCAGAGCUGCGUCAACAUCCUCAUGCAUUCCUUUGUAAAGACCACCAGGAUUGAAAUAACUGACACUCAUGCUCCUCCCAGUGUGAAGUACUCAUAACAGGCCAGCUGUCCCCAUGAGCAUGGAUUAGGCUUGGGAUACUUUCAAAUAUAUACAAAGCUUUGGAACAGAAUGGGCAACUGUGACUCCCUUGGGGGUCCUUAAAAUUCCAAAAGGCAAAUCCAUCCUAAGACCCAGGGGUGUGGACAAGACCUGGUGACACCAAAGGUGCUUGUAUCCAAUUGAAAAGGUGCCUGUCUCAAUUUCCUACCACACUUAGAACAGUUUUAAACAAUUUACACUAUAGGGACACCUGGUGGAAUUAAAGAGCCACCACCAUCAUUCCAACCACUAUUUCUUUUUCUAUAUAGUUUUACCCACGUGCAAUUACUCCCUUUCCAUUCUGUUCCCCUUCUUACUCUUCAGUACUGAAUCCUCCCUUUGAGGUCGAGCACUAUGGCUGGUCAAUCAUUCCUAAUAAUAACUUCUAGGGCUAGGUAAAUGGUAAACCAAGGCUCAGCAAUCAUAUGACACAUGGACUAGAGGCGAUACACAGCCCUUUUCUUUGCCAUGUGGCCCAGUUGCUGCCGCCAUGUUUCUGUUUCUGCACCAGAUGCCCAUGGCACAGUGAGACUGCAUUUUUUAAGUCUUUUCCCAGCACUUCCUCCCAUCCUUCUAGCCCAGAAUCAGCAAUCACUCAGCACAUUCCCCUAGACCCAAUCCCCAAUCACCUCAGUGUACCUCAUUUUAAAAGUUGUUGAUUCCUGAGUCUAGGACUUUUUACCCCUACUUCUUAUCUUUCCAAGAUCUGAAAUUCUUUUAUUGCUUAGAGCUAUGUAGCCAAGGCUUGUUCUGAUUUUUAUCUUUAAAAAUAUAAAGGCAACCACCAGAGUUUAUCCUUUUAAGUAUAUCACUCUAGCAUUUUAAUGAAAAAGAAAAAAAAAACAUGCUCCAGGGUACAUUGUUAUCAUAGUCAUGGCUCAAUAGCUUUAUGUCCUUUGGUCCCUUCCAUGCCACUGUUUCUUUCCUGUGAGAUGACUCUUUGCCUGACCACCCUGUAUAUUGUGUAGAGAACAAAGUUCUUAUGUGUAUAUUUCUGGUUGAAUAUGUGUCUCAUUAGCUGUCGUUGCCCACUAAAGUUUGCAAAAUGGGAAACAUGACUGUUUCUGGUGUUUGGUGGCAAGGGGAGGUUUGGACAUAUUUUAACAUGGAGCAGUGACAUGGAGGGUGUCUUGUUUGCCUUUGUUUCUUCUACGCUCUGUUCUUCAUUUUUAGAUAGAUGAGCCAGUGUUAAGGUGCUAAUUCAGAGAAUAAAUUCAAGAAAUCAGAUAACACUGUGCCAAGGUAUACUUUAGAUGCUAAGCACCGAUUGGCCCUCCAGAGAAUGACAAUGUCCCUUUGAUACCUCAUUCCUGAUAAAUCUCAUUCAUUAACCUCAGUUUCUCAGGAAUCCUUGUAGCUCAUACUCUAGAAGUAGCUAUAAUGCAUGGUGUCCAGUAUAUGUCCAAUCCUAGGGUUUGGCUCAAAGUUUGGCUAAUUGUGGCUAAAGAGCUAUACAAAACUACUAGCUCAGCACCAUGACACUCAAGAGUUUCUUGUCUUGAGGUAAAGGAAAAUGUUCUUCCUGCCAAUGCCAUUUCAGCAGUUAGACAUACUUAACCAGAAAAACAAAGCCAGUAUAUGGAGGUCUGUCAGUUGACUCAGGUGGUCACCUCAGUGGCAAAAGACUAGAUUAUUUGUAAUUUUUAAAAUGAAUGAAUUGAGGCUAGUCUAUUUGGGAUUAGAAAAUACCUGCUACAAGGGAAGAGUUUACAAAGGAAUACUAGUAAGUGCUUCAGCUGAGUUCGGAUUUUCCAGGGACAGAUAUCUGGUAGCCAUCCAGCCAUGAAAAGAGUGAGAGUUCAUAGAUUUGUAAAAACCUAAUUGCUAUAUUUUGUAUCUUCAGCUCUCCAAUUUAAAUAAUUUAAGGAAGCUGAAAAAAAUUAGUGCAUGAGGAGUUAAACCAAAGACGAGAAGUAGGGGACUGAUUAUACAAAAUAAUGGCUAUGGUAAAGAUUAUUUCUCUUUUGUUGUUUAAUUAGAAACGAGUUGCAAUGCUCUCCUCUUUCUCUGGCUCCAGCAUCCUGGCUUAGCCCUGCUAUAGAGCAGAAAUGAUAUGAUCCACAAAUCUGGUGGAUUAUCUGACAUUGACUAUACUUUGAAUUUGCAAGCUGGUAGAGGAAAUGAUUAAUUUUCUGGUUGAACUUCAAAACAAAUUGCUUUGACACCCAAGGCUAAAUGUAAAUCCUUUACAGGAAGAGUGAGAAUCCUUUUUUAAAAAAAGAAACAAACAAAUUUCUCUUGGGAGGCUAAGGCCAGAGAAUCACAACUUCAAGGCUGGCUAGGGCAACUUAGCCAGACCCCGAGACAAAAGAAAUUUUAAAAGGAGCCAGGGAUAUCGCUCAGUAAUAGAGUGCUUCUCUAGCAUGUGUAAGGCCUCAGGUUCAACCUUCAGUACACCUCCCUCCCCAGAAAAAAUACUCUAACUACGUGAGCCGAAUUAAAAUAUUCUAAAACAUUAUUUUUAAAAAAAAUCACCUCUGGGAUUACCUGGAUUUCUUUUGGGGAAGGAUUUGAAAGUGAGGACAAUAGAAAAGUCUGGGUGAGAAAGUAUAUGAACUAUGUAAGAAGUAAAGGGAACUAAGUAAGAAGGUAGAAGAAAGGCAUUCCCAUACCCCAUGCCAUGCAUCCUGGCAUUGGGAUGAACAGAAAGUGCUUGAUCAUAUACUUCAUGGAGAUACAAAGUCAAGCAAUCCCCCGAAGCUGUGCUUUCUAAGCAAACUAGAGGUUCAAAGUCAUUUUGGCUCAAGGGCCUACCUUCAGAGAGGCCUCUCCAGGACAUUUGCACCAUCUUAAUGAUAAACUUUCUUUACAUUUAUAUUUUAGCUCCCUACUCUGUGUGUAUUAUAUAUAUUGAAAAGAAAGAGAUGAGAGUUCCUCAGAUGAAAGCUCAGGAAAUGUGUAAAUUUGAAGUUCAGUCAGUGCAAGGGACCUUGAGUGAUGGCCGGAAUUUGCUCUGCUUCAGUUUCAGUUGUUUGCUCUAAGGAGAGACGUUCUGGGAAAAGUGGGUGGGUGUUAGCAACUUGAAGUUACACCUCCAGCAUUUGCUGGCUACAUUCUCAUUUCUAAACAUCUGGAUCUGGGCAAAGUUUUGAAGAGAUACAGUCAAUGGAAGUAGCUUUUCCACGGUGUAAUCUGAUUUUGCCAAAUCACCCAAGAAAGGAAGGAAGGAAGGAAGGAAGGAAUGUGCAGAGUUUGCUUUUCCAUGAUGGGACCUAUCAGAUCACCCAACCCAAUCUUACAGUCAUAGAUUCCUACCUCUAAGUUCCUACCAAAGGCCUCCAGCGUCUGUGUGACACUCAUUGAAUGAAUGCUUUGCCUAGAGUUUGGCUUUUUAAGGAGAAAUGGUAUAUGAUGAUAGAAAAAUGAGAGUUUACAAAAAACAAUUCCUGCCUCUCUCCCUCGCCCUCCUUUUCUCUCUUCUGUCUGUCCCUCCAUCAUGCCUUGAAUUCAAAUUUCUAUCCAUUUUGACAAGUAAAUUGUUUUGAAUGUGGGCAUUGUAAGGGAGAGAAAGGAUGAUUCUAAGAAAAGAACAUGGAAGCUUCUCCUAAAUUGAUGGGGCCAAGGGCACUUUGCUCCAUUGGGGCUAAAGCCACAGACACUUGUCAGGAAGGCUAAGGGCUUUAGCACCUCCAGGCAGACCCAUGAAGUAUUCAUUGCUAAACCUCAUUAUUUCUACUAGUCUACAUCUGUUGGAGUUCAUGGACAAUCCUAGGAUUUGGUGAGGGAAAUGCCAACUGGCAAAAUGGAGAAGAAGGCAGGGCCUGUGAUGAUUUUUCUAGGGUGGGAAUAUUCAGCCUCACUAUCAUAUUGAGGGUACCUCAGAUUACAUGAUCCUUCCAGAAUGCGCCUUUUCCCUCUUCCAUUUCAUGUUGUCCCCUCUUUGUACUCCCUUUCUUCCCCCUCAACCUGCCUUUUUAGUACUCAGCUUUUUAUAUAAGUAUUUACUUUUUUAUUAUGUAUUUGGUCCAUUGGGACUUAUAAUGAUUAUGAAUUUAUUCCAUUCAUGAUAAAAUAUGUUUAAUAUUUUGUUUUCUUAAACUAUCUUUAGAAGCUAUGCUGCUAACCAGGUACAGGCCAGAAAGGCAAUGGGCCCGACAGCAUCUUGGUCAUGUCACCUAAGGGUGACAACAAUGUCAUGAUGGUGAAUCUUCUUCAUUUGACCAAGACCAGCCUCCUGCUCAUACCUCUGCCCAUUCAUUUCUGGCUAUGGGAAGUAUACCAGCCAUUGGGUGAGCCACUAAGGCCAGGAGGGUCAGAGGGGCUGGGUUCCAGCCCACGGGCCACUAUGUGAAUAUCUCUGUAAUAAGCUCAUUUGUAGUGCUGGCUCCAAGUGAAGUAGCCAAAGAAAACCUGUCUGGAAGUUUUAAUUCCUGAGUGUUGGUCAAAGUUCAGCUGAAGCUAAUGUAUAGACAUCAGCACUAGCUUGGCAUCCCGAAGCUAGCUUCAACCAAAGCCUAUGGAGCCUGUUGCCAGGGGAAGCUUGGUGCUGAGCUGUUCAGAGCAGUCAUUUGAGUGUUGCCAACCCUGUAGCCUUGCUUUCUUAGCUUUAUCCUCACUUGCUUAUUCGGACGCACAGCCUGAACCAAAGCUGUGGCUCACUGCUCAAUUUGUCCUGCUCCCUGGUCAUGCAUAGUGACAUAGUGUAAAGAGGAAGAUAUGGACUGGGGAGUUUGGAGACCUGGUUUUUAUUCCCUAUGCUUCUACUAACUAGCCUCGAGAUCUUAACCGCUCUGUGCCUCAGUGUUCCCAUCUGCAAAAUGGGGAUAGUGUUAAUUGCCCUACCUACCUCACAGGGUUGUUGUGAGGAUAAACUGAGACAAUGAAUUGAAAGUACUUUGACAAGUAAGUGCUAUGCAAAUUGUAAGAAAUGGAAACAAUCAUGUUAAUGGCAAUGGAAUGGACAUUGGCAGAAGGGUUGAUGGGAUCAUCCAGCCCUUUCUCUGUGUGGCUUAAAUCCAGGUCGCCAUUGCUUUAUACAUUUUCACUUAGCACAUAUUUGUAAUUAUGCAUGUAAUAAAGCACAGCCUUAUCCAGCA